This is a messenger RNA of Lolium rigidum, 1079 nucleotides long. RefSeq lists its product as uncharacterized. Lineage: Eukaryota; Viridiplantae; Streptophyta; Magnoliopsida; Poales; Poaceae. The record is from RefSeq and is a predicted model, not a curated record. The coding region runs from base 1 to 744 and encodes 247 amino acids. The transcript has 5 exons.
AUGCUCGCCGCCACCACCGCCUCCCUCCCCGCGCCCCUCCGCCGCUCCCCGCGCCCGACCUCCUCCGGCGCUUCCCAUGGAUGCGCGAGCGGGACCCACUCUCUCCACGCGCGUCCCCGCCGGCGGACUUUAGCCUGCCGCGCGGAGCUGCAGCAGGACGCGCCGUUCGUCGCCGCGAUUGGCGCCUGCGUGCUCGCCUCCCUCGCGCUCCCGCCGCCCAGAGUCCGCGGAGAGGCGGCGGAGGAGGAGGACGACGGGGAGUUCGGCGCGACGGACACGAGGAUGGGCGUGAUGGGCAUCAUCUCCUUCCUGCCUUACUUCAACUGGCUGAGCUGGGUCUUCGCGUAUCUGGACGGCGGGAGCAAGCUGUACCUGGUCUACGCGGCCGUCUACUUGGCUCCUUACCUCAGAACGAACUUGUCGCUGUCCCCUGACGAGAGCUGGUUACCAAUUGCUAGCAUCUUCAUCUGUAUUUUACAUGUUCAGCUAGAGGCAGCCAUCAGGAGUGGUGAUAUUGAGGGAUUCAAGUUCGUUGAAAAAGCGCAGAAGCUUUUCUUUCCCACUACUAUAAAAGAAAAGGAUGCUCACCGUGGAAAGAAGAGAGAAUCUCUUGGAACGAGCCAGCGGAACACAAGAAUACCGUCAGCACAUGAAUCCAGAGAAAAGCUUCGCAAUUCAGAUAUCUUCAAGAGAAGACUUGAUGAUCCCAACGAUGAGAAACCUAAGAAAUCAGACUGGCAUUGAAAGCAGCAAUGGGGCUCCUUUCUUGUGCAUCGCCGGGAACAUGUAUUGGCUGGGUGUGAAGCUGAAUCGGAGUUGUAGCCAGCUUGUAAGUCUGUGUUUUCAUAUUUCUAGUGUUGAAAUAGGUAUUAGGUGUAGCUAGUUUCCAAGGAAGUGUGCAACCUGAUGGAGUGAGCUAGUUGCUGAGACACACGGUGAUCUCAGGUUCUGUAUGAUGUUGUAUUGUUCUCCUAAACAUGCACGAUAGCGCCUGCUUGCUCUCGGGGCUCAUCCGAGGUUAUGUAUGUGAUUAUGUAUUGAUCUCAAUAUUUUUUUACUGAGAGCUUGUUUGAUACUAA